Fonsecaea nubica is the source of this 981-nucleotide messenger RNA. RefSeq lists its product as hypothetical. The record is from RefSeq and is a predicted model, not a curated record. The transcript has 2 exons. Lineage: Eukaryota; Fungi; Ascomycota; Eurotiomycetes; Chaetothyriales; Herpotrichiellaceae. Gene Ontology annotation, molecular function: zinc ion binding. The coding region runs from base 1 to 981 and encodes 326 amino acids.
AUGGCCAGCUCCUACACCACGAGGAACGGUCGCACGGCCAAAAGAGGGGCCUUCCUUAACAGUGUCUGGCAUUGCGACUGUGAGCCGCGGAUGCCAGCAGACAAGUUUCAAGUGAAAAACGGCGGCAAGAAUCACGGAAGAUGGUUCUACACCUGCCAAAAGCCGCAGCACAAACGGUGCAAGUUCUUCCUCUGGAAUGAUGAUGCCAAAGUCCGCGAAGAAGCUGCAGUCCUCAACAAUUCCCGAACAGAGCCAAAUGUGCCCGCUCCGGUGACACCUCAGAAGAAAGACCUUCCCGCUCUCCCUCCGACACCGCAAACGAGACGGGACACGAAAGAGCCUGCGAAUCCUAAACAUGACGAGAGUUUUGAUUGGUCGUCCAGUAAUGAUGAAGAGCUUCUCAUGGUAGAGCAAGAUAUGUUGGAGAAGGCGCCAUUUCAAACUCCGAAGAAAGUUCCUCGCACAGAGAGUCUGACAUCCCCAGGCAAGAGGAACUUUAUGCAGAGGAUUGAGCAGACCGGUGUCGCCGACGAAACCUGGCCUCUCAGUGACGAUGUCUUUAGUACUCCAAGCGCAACCCAUGAGUCUAGAGGCAGCGGAUUGCUCUCACCGUCCAGUACACCAGCUAGGAGGGCCACUGGGUAUGCCCUACCUGAACCUGAACCCUCCACGCUUGCUUCUGAAGCUCUCAGUAUACUGAACGGCUCUCGGCUGAGUCUGGAGGUCGAGAGGGAAUUAGUGGAUCUUCUUAAUAGGCACGACCUGCGUACUCAAGGCAUCAUCAAGGGCCGAGACAUCACACGUUUGGCUGUUCAGGCCAAAGAUAGGAAGAUUACAGAACUGCAAGCUCGAAUAUCAGCACUGGAAGCAGAAAAGGAAACAAACAAGAGAGUCAUAGCACACCUGAAACAGGACAUCGCUGCCUCUCCCAAGAAAGGCAAAGGAAGGAGUACCCAUCGGGGACAACAAUCAGAAGCCUGA